GGAUGCUGCCCUCGCAGGAAGCCUCCAAGCUGUACCAUGACAACUACGUGCGGAACUCGCGCGCCAUCGGCGUGCUGUGGGCCAUCUUCACCAUCUGCUUCGCCAUCAUCAACGUGGUGGUCUUCAUCCAACCGUACUGGGUGGGAGACAGCGUCAACACCCCCAAGCCCGGUUACUUCGGGCUGUUCCACUACUGCGUGGGCAGCGGGCUGGCGGGCCGGGAGCUGUCGUGCCGCGGCUCCUUCACCGACUUCAGCACCAUCCCGUCGGGCGCCUUCCAGGCGGCGGCCUUCUUCGUGCUGCUGUCCAUGGUGCUGACGCUCGGCUGCAUCACCUGCUUCGCCCUCUUCUUCUUCUGCAACACCGCCACCGUCUACAAGAUCUGCGCCUGGAUGCAGCUGCUGGCAGCGCUCUGCCUGGUGCUGGGCUGCAUGAUCUUCCCCGACGGCUGGGAUGCAGAGACCAUACGGGACAUGUGCGGGGAGAAGACAGGGAAGUACUCCCUGGGCGACUGCUCCGUGCGCUGGGCUUACAUCCUGGCCAUCAUCGGCAUCCUCAAUGCCCUCAUCCUCUCCUUCCUGGCCUUCGUCCUCGGCAACAGGCAGAACGACCUGCUGCACGAGGAGCUCAAGACAGAGAGCAAAGAUUUUGUUGGCACUGCGAGGAUAUAGGGCCGAGCGCCCGCAGCAGGACCCUCCUCAUCCCGCCCUUCAUCUGCUGCCAGCGGCCGCACCGCGUCCCGGGGACGUGCCUCCAUGUCCACGCCGGCACCGCCAUCCCAUGCACCCGCCGCGGGGGAGGCCGCCCCGACCCCGCUCCCUCCGAGAGCAGCGUCCGAACGCGGCUUCGUUCCGAUGAGAAAACAGAGUUUUUAACCGAUUUCUACAUCCCCGACCGCUGCCUCCAGCCCAGCUCCGGGCCCCUUCCUGCUCCCGUUUUGUACAGCUCCGGACCCUGCCCCGCAGCCGGGGGCCGGGGGGAGCCUCAGCCCCUAC
Molecule: messenger RNA, 995 nt
Organism: Melopsittacus undulatus (budgerigar)
Lineage: Eukaryota; Metazoa; Chordata; Aves; Psittaciformes; Psittaculidae
Gene: LHFPL4
Product: LHFPL tetraspan subfamily member 4
Exons: 4
Coding region: 3-671 (222 amino acids)
Biological process (GO): gamma-aminobutyric acid receptor clustering; sensory perception of sound
Cellular component (GO): plasma membrane; postsynaptic membrane; inhibitory synapse
Molecular function (GO): GABA receptor binding
Source: RefSeq, a predicted model, not a curated record